Molecule: messenger RNA, 2437 nt
Organism: Pelodiscus sinensis (Chinese soft-shelled turtle)
Lineage: Eukaryota; Metazoa; Chordata; Testudines; Trionychidae
Source: RefSeq, a predicted model, not a curated record
AUGCCAACCGUGCCGCAGCCGAGCGUGCGAGAUGCCGGUCGGUGCCACGGUCUGAGCGCCCCUCCUGGUGCCGGCAUGCCAACCGUGCCGCAGCCGAGCGUGCGAGAUGCCGGUCGGUGCCACGGUCUGAGCGCCCCUCCUGGUGCCGGCAUGCCAACCGUGCCGCAGCCGAGCGUGCGAGAUGCCGGUCGGUGCCACGGUCUGAGCGCCCCUCCUGGUGCCGGCAUGCCAACCGUGCCGCAGCCGAGCGUGCGAGAUGCCGGUCGGUGCCACGGUCUGAGCGCCCCUCCUGGUGCCGGCAUGCCAACCGUGCCGCAGCCGAGCGUGCGAGAUGCCGGUCGGUGCCACGGUCUGAGCGCCCCUCCUGGUGCCGGCAUGCCAACCGUGCCGCAGCCGAGCGUGCGAGAUGCCGGUCGGUGCCACGGUCUGAGCGCCCCUCCUGGUGCCGGCAUGCCAACCGUGCCGCAGCCGAGCGUGCGAGAUGCCGGUCGGUGCCACGGUCUGAGCGCCCCUCCUGGUGCCGGCAUGCCAACCGUGCCGCAGCCGAGCGUGCGAGAUGCCGGUCGGUGCCACGGUCUGAGCGCCCCUCCUGGUGCCGGCAUGCCAACCGUGCCGCAGCCGAGCGUGCGAGAUGCCGGUCGGUGCCACGGUCUGAGCGCCCCUCCUGGUGCCGGCAUGCCAACCGUGCCGCAGCCGAGCGUGCGAGAUGCCGGUCGGUGCCACGGUCUGAGCGCCCCUCCUGGUGCCGGCAUGCCAACCGUGCCGCAGCCGAGCGUGCGAGAUGCCGGUCGGUGCCACGGUCUGAGCGCCCCUCCUGGUGCCGGCAUGCCAACCGUGCCGCAGCCGAGCGUGCGAGAUGCCGGUCGGUGCCACGGUCUGAGCGCCCCUCCUGGUGCCGGCAUGCCAACCGUGCCGCAGCCGAGCGUGCGAGAUGCCGGUCGGUGCCACGGUCUGAGCGCCCCUCCUGGUGCCGGCAUGCCAACCGUGCCGCAGCCGAGCGUGCGAGAUGCCGGUCGGUGCCACGGUCUGAGCGCCCCUCCUGGUGCCGGCAUGCCAACCGUGCCGCAGCCGAGCGUGCGAGAUGCCGGUCGGUGCCACGGUCUGAGCGCCCCUCCUGGUGCCGGCAUGCCAACCGUGCCGCAGCCGAGCGUGCGAGAUGCCGGUCGGUGCCACGGUCUGAGCGCCCCUCCUGGUGCCGGCAUGCCAACCGUGCCGCAGCCGAGCGUGCGAGAUGCCGGUCGGUGCCACGGUCUGAGCGCCCCUCCUGGUGCCGGCAUGCCAACCGUGCCGCAGCCGAGCGUGCGAGAUGCCGGUCGGUGCCACGGUCUGAGCGCCCCUCCUGGUGCCGGCAUGCCAACCGUGCCGCAGCCGAGCGUGCGAGAUGCCGGUCGGUGCCACGGUCUGAGCGCCCCUCCUGGUGCCGGCAUGCCAACCGUGCCGCAGCCGAGCGUGCGAGAUGCCGGUCGGUGCCACGGUCUGAGCGCCCCUCCUGGUGCCGGCAUGCCAACCGUGCCGCAGCCGAGCGUGCGAGAUGCCGGUCGGUGCCACGGUCUGAGCGCCCCUCCUGGUGCCGGCAUGCCAACCGUGCCGCAGCCGAGCGUGCGAGAUGCCGGUCGGUGCCACGGUCUGAGCGCCCCUCCUGGUGCCGGCAUGCCAACCGUGCCGCAGCCGAGCGUGCGAGAUGCCGGUCGGUGCCACGGUCUGAGCGCCCCUCCUGGUGCCGGCAUGCCAACCGUGCCGCAGCCGAGCGUGCGAGAUGCCGGUCGGUGCCACGGUCUGAGCGCCCCUCCUGGUGCCGGCAUGCCAACCGUGCCGCAGCCGAGCGUGCGAGAUGCCGGUCGGUGCCACGGUCUGAGCGCCCCUCCUGGUGCCGGCAUGCCAACCGUGCCGCAGCCGAGCGUGCGAGAUGCCGGUCGGUGCCACGGUCUGAGCGCCCCUCCUGGUGCCGGCAUGCCAACCGUGCCGCAGCCGAGCGUGCGAGAUGCCGGUCGGUGCCACGGUCUGAGCGCCCCUCCUGGUGCCGGCAUGCCAACCGUGCCGCAGCCGAGCGUGCGAGAUGCCGGUCGGUGCCACGGUCUGAGCGCCCCUCCUGGUGCCGGCAUGCCAACCGUGCCGCAGCCGAGCGUGCGAGAUGCUGGUCGUUGCCACGGUCGGAGCGCCCAUCCCGGUGCCGGCAUGCCAACCGCGCCGCAGCCGAGCGUGCGAGAUGCUGGUCGUUGCCACGGUCGGAGCGCCCAUCCCGGUGCCGGCAUGCCAACCGCGCCGCAGCCGAGCGUGCGAGAUGCUGGUGGUGCCAUGGGGAAGAAAAGCCAAAUGCCCCAGUACAGACUGAAGGAUAACUGGCUCGACAGCAGUGUGGCGGAGAAGGACCUGGGAGUUGUAGUGGAUCACAAGGUCAACAUCAACCAAAACAAAGCUUUCACAUUGCACACUCUAC